CCUCAUUGUGAGGAGAAACGUGAGCCAGCCUCUUGCUUGGAGGUAGGCUUUGUGGAGAGAGUAUAAUAUAUGAAUAUAAUAACGGUAGUGUACACAGUGCAGAUUCUGGUGAGAUUCUUCCUUGUGUGGCAACAUCCAGGAAAUGAUGUCACACUGUAAGCCCAGCCCACAUAUUUCUUUACCUGAGGUAAUCGGUGGUUGGGGGCAGAGCUAUAUUAUGGGCGGAGCCAUGCAAGCAGAGGUAGACCAGGAGCAAAAACAAGGAAGAAGUCAUACUGAGGAGUUCUCUGCGUCUGCGUGUCGGUGUGUUUCGGUGUGUGUGUGUUCAGCUCUCAGGAUUGUAGCAGAAACAUUUGAAGGAGGAGUUUUUUGUCCUUCCUCACACUCAACUGAAAGGUUUCUCCAGACCUGGAUAUGGACCUCCCCGACGCUCCCCAUGGGAAUAUGGGGCUGUUGAGGAACUUUGAUUCCCCCGAGUUUGGCAGCUGGGAGAAGAUCGGCUCGGGUGGCUUUGGACAAGUAUACAAAGUCCGUCAUGUACAGUGGAAAACAUGGCUGGCCAUCAAGUGCCCUCCCUGCCUUCACAUGGACGACAAGGAACGGGCCGAGCUGCUUGCGGAGGCCAGGAAGAUGGAGGCGGCCAAGUUCCGCUACAUACUGCCCGUGUACGGCAUCUGUGAAGACCCCCAGGGCCUUGUGAUGGAGUACAUGGAGACGGGCUCCCUGGAGACCCUGCUGGCGGACGAGCCCCUGCCCUGGGAGCUGCGCUUCCGCAUCAUCCACGAGACGGCGGUGGGAAUGAACUUCCUGCACUGCAUGAGCCCGCCCCUUCUGCACCUGGACCUGAAGCCCGCCAACAUCCUGUUGGACGCGCACUACCACGUCAAGAUAUCGGACUUCGGCCUGGCCCGCUGGAACGGGUUGUCGCGGGCUGAUGACAUCAGCAGGGACGGGUUCUGCGGGACCAUCGCGUACCUCCCCCCGGAGAGGAUCAUCGAGAAGGACCGGGUGUCGGACACCAAGCACGACGUCUACAGCUUCUCCAUUGUCAUCUGGGGAGUUCUCACGCAGAAGAAGCCCUACCAAGGAGAGAACAACAUCCUCCAGAUCAUGGUGAAGGUGGUGAAAGGGGUGCGUCCCGACCUGGGGUGCGUGCCACGCAGUCGACCCCAGGCCUGCACGGGGUUCCUGGGCCUCAUGCAGCGCUGCUGGGCCACCUCCCCCGGGGCCAGGCCCACCUUUCAGGAAAUCACAUCAGAAGCUGAAGACCUCUGCUCCAAACCUCAGGAGGAACCGAAGAUCCCCAACCCAGAAUCGGAGCUGGCCUCCUGUAACGAAAUCCUCCCAGAUAAGGUGAAGGACAACAGGCCGGUGCGGCCCAAGUCGGCCAUGCUGCCGGAGAAGGACUGCAGCCUGUCGGAGCUGCUGAGCCAGGUGGACUCGGGGAUCUCCCGGAGCUUCGACCGGGUGAAAGAGGAGGGCGGCCACUGCAAGGAGGACACCUGCAAGAGGCUGUCGGGCAUCUCCUCCGUGGACUCUGCCUUCUCCUCCCAGGACUCCAUCUCCCUGUCCUUUGAGAGGGAGAGCACGUGUGAGUCGACAGAGACCCACAAGCGGAAGCUGUGCGACGCCAUCCGCACCAACGACACGGCCCGGCUCAUGAAGAUCCUGCAGCCCCAGGACGUGGACCUGCUGCUGGAGGGCGGGGGCGGCCUGCUGCACCACGCCGUGGCCCUGGCCAACGAGGAGGCGCUCAAGUUCCUCCUGCUCAACAACGCCGACCCCAACCUCGCCGACGGCCGGGGCUCCACGCCGCUGCACCUGGCCACGGAGAAGCACCUGAAGCCCCUGGCGGAGCUCCUGCUGAACCGCCGCUGCACCAACGUCAACGCCAAGGACGAGGACCAGCACACGGCGCUGCACUGCGCCGCGCAGAACGGCGACGAGGCGGUCGCCCGCCUGCUGCUGGAGCGCGGCGCCGCCCUCAACGAGACGGACGGCCAGGGCCGCACACCCACCUACGUGGCGUGCCAGCACGGCCAGGAGAACGUGGUGCGCGUGCUGCUGAGCCGCGGCGCCGACGUGCACGUGCGCGGCCGGGGCCACUGGACGGCGCUGCACCUGGCGGCCUGGCAGGGCCACCUGGGCAUCAGCAAGCUGCUGGUCAAGCAGGCGGGCGCCGACGUGGACGGGCAGACGGUGGACGGGCGCACGCCGCUGCACCUGGCGUCGCAGCGCGGGCAGUACCGCGUGGCGCGCAUCCUCAUCGAGCUGGGCGCCGACAUCCACGUGGCGGCGGACGGCGCCAACGCGCCCCUGCACGUGGCGGCGCAGACGGGCCACACCAGCACCUCGCGCCUCCUGGUGAAGCACGGGGCCGACCUGCGCGGACGCAACGCGCAGGGGCGCACGGCGCUGCACCUGGCCGCCCAGCGGGGACACCUGGCCACGGUGAAGAUGCUGAUGGAGGAAGGGGCGGACCCCCGCGGCGAGGACAAGGCCCUGCGCACGCCCUGCCACCUGGCGUCCGAGGGCGGGCACGGCGAGGUGGUGAAGGAGCUGCUGAGCGUCUGCCCGGACGGCGCCGGCCUGUCGGACCACCAGGGCCUCACCCCGCUGCACCUGGCCCUGCAGGGGGGCUACACAGACGUCAUCACGCUGCUGCUGCCGGAGGGCGAGGCGCUGGCGCUGGCGCCGGGGCCCGCGGUGCGGCGGGACCCUGGGGCGGUGGUGGAGGAGAGGCCGGAGAGGCCGGUGGCGCCGGUGCCCGUGGUGCGGCGGGACUCUGGGGAGGUGGUAGAGGAGAGGCCGGGGCCCGUGGUGCGGCGGGACUCUGUGGAGGAGAUGCCGGCGACGCCUCCGCCGACGGAGAGCCCCCGCAAGACGCAGGCCGCCAAGCCGCUCCUGAGGAAGGUGGUGAUACUCAAACUGACGGAGCACGACCGCAAGGAAAUGUCCCCGGACACGACCGUCCAUCGGUGGUCCACGGAGCUCUGAUGACCGUGUGACGCGUCGUUGUACAGGACUGUAUAGAUCCGAUUUUUUUUUUUUUGCUAGGAUCCCACGUCACUCGGUUGUAAAGAUCACGUGUUUGACUCUUUUUUUUUUUUUUUUUUUUUUGGGCCGUCAUAAGCAGCUGGAAAAUAGUUCUGGCCAAAGGGGUUGAUUCUCUGGUGUUUUAAGGCUUCAGAUUUGUAUUUAGUUUUUUUUAUCAGUGGGAAACGUUUUUAUGUAAAUAUGUACAAUGUAAAUACAAUGUGUAUAUAGUCCAAAAUAUUUUGAGUUUAGUCCCUUUUUUUUUUUCACCUAAAGACAUGCAUUUGUAAUCAGAAAGUAUUUGGAUAUUUUCCAGUAGUAUUUUUCCCUCCUAUGCACCCCUUUCUUCAGUGUUUCUUAAACAGUAUGUCCAUAAGGUAUAAAUACAAAGCCCAAUACUGUGGAUGAUAUGGGCCAAAGGAUUGUGACAUAUCUUAUCAAUCUUUGAUUGCUGGUGUUAGAUGAAUUUGUACAGCAUCAUUACCAAAAUAAGUCUAAACUACAAAGAUGGUCGUCUAAAAAUCCAUCUAAGAAUGUGGAAUAUUACUUUCUCACAUGCUACCAUUUCUUUAUUUUUUCACAUGGAUAAAUCUAAAAAGCAUCAGUCAAAGCUAAUCUAGAGAACCAGACUUCUUAAAUAUCAUUGACCUAAAGUAAUGACACAUUUUGUAAAAAAAUAUGUUUUGCAUUAAUUAGUGAAGAAAAAUAUGAUAAUGGGUUUGAAUUAUUGUAUUCUAUAAUUUUUAUUUUAUAUACUGUCUGUGCCUUAUCAAAUAGAAUAUGUAUUCAGUAAGGUUUUAUUAUCACAUUGCUACAAAUGUCUGAUCUAACUCUACAGGUCAAUUCAUUCCAAUUUAAAGAAACAACCUAAUGACAAUGAAGGUAGCUUUGUUUAAACACUGUCAAGUUGAUCAUUUACCGCUUCCAAUGCAGUUUGCUGGAUUGAAACAUGCAUUCAUUUAUCCUCUGCAUCCAAAGAAAUAUAAAAGCGAUACUGCCCAUCUCCAAACUCUUGUUUUGUUCAUGCAUUCUUGCUGUGCAUUGUUAAACAUUAAAUGGUUUUUUUACAAUCAA
Messenger RNA from Gadus macrocephalus (Pacific cod), 4110 nucleotides. RefSeq names its product receptor-interacting serine-threonine kinase 4 (gene ripk4). The coding region runs from base 415 to 2997 and encodes 860 amino acids. Lineage: Eukaryota; Metazoa; Chordata; Actinopteri; Gadiformes; Gadidae. The record is from RefSeq and is a predicted model, not a curated record. Gene Ontology annotation, biological process: protein phosphorylation. Gene Ontology annotation, cellular component: cytoplasm. The transcript has 9 exons. Gene Ontology annotation, molecular function: protein binding; ATP binding; protein kinase activity.